AUGGACGUAGGUAGACGUGGACGUGGCGAAUUGUCGUUCCUGAUCCACGGCGGCAUGUCUGGCUGGUACCAGGUGGGAUUGUCUCUCAAAUCCCCGGGGGGUUGGACUCGAAAUGCCGGGAGACAUGGUAAGGAACGGGAAGAGAACAGAAGGAAAUAUGGAGGGCGGGAAGGAGGCGACGGAUGA
Colletotrichum tamarilloi is the source of this 186-nucleotide messenger RNA. RefSeq lists its product as uncharacterized. The transcript has a single exon. The record is from RefSeq and is a predicted model, not a curated record. NCBI's taxonomy places the organism in Eukaryota, Fungi, Ascomycota, Sordariomycetes, Glomerellales, Glomerellaceae. Bases 1 to 186 code for a protein of 61 amino acids.